This is a messenger RNA of Xiphophorus hellerii (green swordtail), 3874 nucleotides long. RefSeq names its product CXADR Ig-like cell adhesion molecule (gene cxadr). Gene Ontology annotation, molecular function: cell adhesion molecule binding. Bases 115 to 1278 code for a protein of 387 amino acids. Gene Ontology annotation, cellular component: basolateral plasma membrane; intercalated disc; bicellular tight junction. The transcript has 7 exons. Gene Ontology annotation, biological process: homotypic cell-cell adhesion. The record is from RefSeq and is a predicted model, not a curated record. Lineage: Eukaryota; Metazoa; Chordata; Actinopteri; Cyprinodontiformes; Poeciliidae.
GGCGCAGGAGGCGGAGUGGAGUUUGGAUGCUUUGGUGGAGCAGAGCGAGGCUGACGUUUUCCACUCGGUAUCGGCACAACUUCUUUCAGCAAGUUUCCCCAAAGAACUGUUGGGAUGUUUCACACAAGGAUGGAGCUUUCGAAUCCCCGGCUUUGCUUUACGCUGCUGAGCCUCCUCACAGCCUUGGUCUCACCUUUAGAGAUCACAUCUAGUCCGAAGGCCCCUCUGGAGAAGGCCAGCGGGCAGAGUGUGAAGCUGGACUGCCAGUUCUCCCUGAGCUCCUCAGACACUGGACCUCUGGACAUAGAAUGGAGUUUGCUGGCCUCCGACAACCAAAUUAACGACCAAGUGGUGAUUCUGUACUCGGGCGACCGGGUGUACGAGGAUUAUUACGAGCCCAUGAAGGGUAGAGUCCACUUCAACACACCCGACCCGAAGAGCGGCGACGCCUCCAUCAACUUGACCGGACUGAAGUCGACAGACACGGGCACCUACCAGUGUAAAGUUAAGAAGGCUCCUGGAAUCAGCAGCAAGAAAAUGCAGCUGAUUGUCAUGGUGCGGCCAUCAAAGCCAAAGUGUUCUACUGAAGGUACCCUAGAGGAAGGCAAAAACAUUGUGCUGAGAUGCUCAACUACAGAGGGAACCAAGCCAAUGCAAUACAAAUGGGAGAAAACCAGUGACAGCAAGCUGCUGCCUUCUACUGCUGUGAUGGACCCCGUGGAAGGAACCGUCAAUGUGAGGAACGUUUCUGCCAGUGCAUCUGGUAGCUACCGCUGCGUGGCUAGCAACCGCGUUGGCUCAGAGGAGUGCAACCUCUAUCUCCAAGUGACCCCACCACGCAACACUGGAGGCAUCAUCGCAGGAUCCAUCAUAGCCAUUCUCCUGAUCCUGCUCCUUCUCGCCAUCAUCCUCUACUGUUUCUGCCGCGCUCGCAAGAACAAGAAGUACGAGAAGGAAAUCUGCAACGAGAUCAGAGAGGACGUCCCCCCACCGAAGAGCCGCGUUUCGAGCACUCGCAGCUUCAGCCAGAUGGGCAGCCAGCGCUCGUCCCUGGGGUCCAUGUCGCCAUCCAACCUGCACGAGUACACACUGAAAUCGCAGUACUCCAUGAAGUCCCAGUACGACAAGAUCCCAUCCACCGAAGAGUACGAGCGCCCGCCGAGUCAGGCCCCGCUGCCCCCGCCGACCGCCGCCAGAAUGGCCGGCCCCAACCUCAGCCGCAUGGGGGCCAUUCCCGUCAUGACCCCGGCCCAGAACAGGGACGGCUCCAUCGUCUAGAAAAGGAUCCCUGGACAAAACGCCAGUUAUAAAAAAACAAACAAAAAAAAAAUGAAGCGGUUUCGCUCGACAGCAUCUACAAAACGAGAAGGUCCUACUAUGAAGACAUGGCUCUGCUGUGUUGGUGAUGUGCUGUACUGGAAAUAGAGCACAUUAACUUUUUAUCAAAUACAAAACGACGACAACAAAAAAGAAAAAGAAAAAAAACACUUAUGCAUUUAAUGUCCUGGAUUUUCUCCCAGGAAAUGAAUCAGUGUGGAUAUAUAAAAGCAAGAAUGGUCAAUAUACAAAUUCUAUUGUACAUAACUGAAUGCAUGUUUUGUUUUUCUUUUACAUUGAUUUCUCUUGCUGUAGAUAUACUGUUUAAAACACAACCAUCCCCUUAGUCGGCACCCUGUACAGCCGUGUGCAUGCCUCUGUGUGUGUGUAAACAGACGUCUGGAAACUUACCAUUUCUUUAAAUCAAAUUCUAACUCUUUCUUUUCCUGUCCAGUUUUGAUUGGUUGUGGCUUUCUGAUUGGAUAUAAUUUAAUAUAACUAUUUAUUGUUUUUCAGUUCUCUGAGAACAAACUGACUUCAACCCUGAAGAGUCUCUACAAGUCAGCUGUUUGCUAAUGGACAGUUGUGUUUCUUUGACUUUAAGUAGGGGGGCUUUAAAGGGUCCGGAUUGGCUGAUGGGGAAGGAGUGGUUUUGGUUUCCAUGAAUCGUGAUUGGAUGGAUGAUUGGUUCUUGACCCAACUCUAAAAAAAAAUCCAUUCUCCAUUCUUCCUCUGAGGCUCUUAGGGGAGUGUGGGUAACAGCUAGACAACAAGGUUCACUGAGCAAUCAGCUUUGAUUGUGUUUGACUAUAUAAGCCCUGGCACCCCCACCACAACCCCUUUUUACAUCCAUACACGCCAAAUUAACAAGACAAAAGGGGCAACCCUUGGUUUAUCUGGCUGUGCGGCAUGUGUAAUCCCAUGUAUUUGUUGUUGCGCCACAAGGAGGCGGAACCUUGAUUAACCUUCUCCCUGCGGUCGAUACGAAACCGAUCAGGGCUGAUGUAGCAUUAAUUUGAGAUUUUAAUGAAGGAUGGUAAUCACGGCAGGAUGAAGGAGUUUCCCACAGAGCGGAAUGCGGCAUACUGUUUCACUCUACAUUAAAACCUGACCUUUGUUUCCAAUCUCAGGGCACAGUCAGUCAGUUUAACCUAUGUAACCGAGUCCUUGCUACUCCUGUCUUCCGUUCUCUAAAAGCCUAACUUCUCAUCUGGAUUCCACCUUUUUGGACAAACAGUACAAAGCGCAAACUUCUGGUUGUUUUCUUCUUUGAUGCCUUGUUCUAUCCUUUUUUUCCGGCCUUACACUCUUCCCUUCGGUUAACCUCUUUUUGAUCCAAUUCUUUCUUGCCUUGUUGCCUUAGUUGAAAUGGUCAAACUGUGUUUUGUGCGUUCUUCAUGGCUGUUGCUUUCUGAGGACUGUAAUCAUUGCUGUAGACAUGGGCUGGGACAAACAGCACAGUUCCCUGGUUGUUACACAGGAUUAUAAACUAAAAAUAUUCUGAUGGUUUUAAUACAGCUGUGUUCAAAGUGUGGCCCUCAAAACGAUUUUGUUCGGCCCCUGACCACAAGUCACGAAUGGUUAAAAAUUUGGCCAAGAAAAUUCCCUCAAUUGAUUGAUUGAGGGAAAUCAAUCAAUUGUUUGAUUGAGGGAAACAUCAGUUGUUUCCCUCUAGAAACAAUUGAUGUUUCUAGAGGGAAUGUCAGGCACCCUGGCCUCCCAGUAAAGGUUAAAUUAUUUGAACAGUAUAACAGAAUUUUCAUUGACAAUAGCAGGAAGCAGCCCUUGCCUAUGCGACACACACUGAUUCCUCUUUCCUCUAUUGGCUUUUGUCUUUUAUUGAGGUCUCAGUCUGUCUGUUUUUAGCUUUUUAUGCUUCGAUUCUUUGUUUUUAGUUGCUUUUAAAAAAAAUGAAUUACAGCAAAGAUAAUUUAAAAAUUGUACGUACUUUCUGUUAGAAAACAAAUAGAUUCUGGCUCCAUAUUGAAGUUACCCAUUGAAGUACCAACAAAACUGAAUGAACGAAGCAUCAAAUAUUCUGUUUUUAAAUAUGUGUGUGUGUGUGUGUGCGUUUUACACAGAAGAGCACACUGUGCUCUUCUGUGUAAAACAGAAGAGCACAGUGUAUGUCAUCUUUGCUAUGUUUCCUGGCUGUGUGUGUGUUCUGGUGCCAGUAUAUGAAGUUUUAUAUUACUUAUUCCCAAACAGCAGCAAAAGUGAGACCUUGGCUGAGCUAUACAUAUAUCUGUCGGGUUUUUUUUGUUUUGUUUUUGGUGUGUGUGUGAGCAGCUGUAUUUAAUACUUGUUGGUGGACAGGAUGCGGCCCAUGUAAAGAUCUGAUGAUGAAGUGUACAGAGCUAUAUUAGAGGCGAUCCUGUUGCUCCUCCAUGCUAGUAACUUUAAUGUAAACAACUACUAACAAUACUAACAGUAGCUUUUAAAUCUGUACUAAUACUGUAUGAAGACUCCAUUGAGGUGCACACUGUGUUCAAAUCAUAUUUUCUCUGUGUAUUUUUGUGCUGUAUUUUUGAAUAAUAAAAGUCAUUGAAAUGAAGAA